AUGGUAGAGGGGAGAGGAGAGGAGGUUGUAGGCUGUCUUGAGGAGGUGGGUUUGCUCGGUGCAGAGAUUGGCGAUGAUGUUGGUGACAACAAGGAGAGAGGGAAGAAGCUUGACAAAGGAGAUGACAGAAGCAGAGGCGGGAGAGGGAGAUGGCAGGGUUGGAGGGUGCACGCAAGCUGGGCUCCCUCCACCCUCCACUACAAUGCGGCCACCGCCAACCACCUCAUCGCCGCCUACGCUCGACACCACCAAACUCCUCACGCACACCAACUGUUCGAUGAAAUACCCCAACCAAAUGUCAUCUCCUUCACCUCUCUGAUGACCUCCUACAAUGUAACCAAUCGACCCGACAUGGCUCUUCGCCUCUUCGGUCGCAUGCCGGCCCUCGGCGUGCGGCCAAACAGCUUCACUGUCGCCACCGCCAUCGCCGCUUGCUCACGAGUUGGUGAUGUGCACAGUGGUGUCAAUCUCCAUGCCCUUGUUGAGACUGGAGGGUUGAGAGAUGAUGUUGUUGUUUCCACUGCACUUGUUGGGUUUUAUGCGAAAGCCAAUUAUUUGGUUGAAGCCCGUAAAAUGUUUGAUGGAAUGGAGUGUGGGAAUGUGGUUUCGUGGGGUGCUAUGAUUUCGGGGUAUGCACAGAGUGGUGAUGGGCGGAGUGCGAUUCUUUUGUUUUCGGAGUUUUUGGGGCGGGAUUUGAGGGCAAAUCAUUUUAUGUUAUCAAGUGUGGUUAAUGCGUGUGCGAGUAUGGGGAGGUUGGGGUUGGGGAAGUCGAUACAUGGGAAGGUGGUUCGGUGUUGGCAUGAAGGGAAUGAGGUGAUCGAGGGAGCUUUGAUCGAUAUGUACACGAAAUGUGGGUGUUUUGAAUAUGCAAGGAAAGUGUUUGAUAGGAUUGUGAAUCCUUCGUUGGUAGUGUUCACGUCGAUUAUUGUGGCAGCUGCAAAGUACGGACUGGCGAAGCUCGCUCUCGAUCUCUUUGAUGAAAUGGUUGAGAAGGGAGUGAAGCCUAAUGAGGUCACUUUCUUGGGGGUCUUGCAUGCUUGUAGCCACGGAGGGCUCGUUGAUGUUGGACUGGGAUACUUGGAUUCCAUGAAUAGGCUUUAUGGUGUUGUGCCUGGAGCAAAGCACUACACGUGUGUGGUCGAUAUGCUUGGUCGAGCAGGAAGGCUUGAUCAAGCUUAUGAGAUGAGCAAAAAUAUAGAAGUUACGGGAGACGAUGAGUUGAUGUUGUGGAGCACAUUGCUGUCUGCAAGCAGAAUUCAUAGCAGGUUAGAUGUAGCUGCUGAGGCUGGGGAGAGGUUGAAAGAAUUUAAUACUGAUGUUGCCGGUGCUUACAUGGCGAUGAAGAAUGCGUAUGUGUCGGUUGGAGAGUGGGAGGGAGCAAUGCAGGUGAGAUCAGAGAUGAGGAGACGAGGGAUAAGGAAAGAGCCCGGGUGCAGUUGGGUGGAGAUAAAGGAUGUGCCUUAUGUGUUCCGUGCUGGGGACGUUGAGAAAUGCUCAAGAGGGAGCGAGGUCAUGGCCUUGUUGAGGGAUUUGGAAGUGAAAAUGGAGGGGAGGGGGUAUGUUACAGGGAGCACGAAAAGAUAUUUGAUCGAAGAGGGUAAGGAGUUGGAUGUUACGAUUGGUGUGCAUAGUGAGAUGUUGGCUAUUGGGUUUGGAUUGUGAGUUUUGGGGAGGGGGUUACAAUAAGGGUGAUGAAGAACUUGAGGAUGUGUGGUGAUUGCCAUGAGAAGUUCAAGGUGAUCAGUGACAUAGCUGGGAGGGAGAUUGUGGUGAGAGAUCUGAAUAGGUUCCAUCAGUUCAGAGGUGGAUCUUGCUUGUGUAGGGACUAUUGGUGAGAGUUGGCUUCAAGUUAGCACAGUGCACCACACAAGUCUGAAUUCACAUUAUCGGGCCGUCAAAAACUUAAAUUUACAGGAAUUAACCUCAAGGUGUGCAGAUGGGGAGAUUAGUAUUAGAGGAGUAUGGGAAGCACAUUUCAAUCUCUUCCCAUUUGAAGCAUCAGCAUGGAGUUUACCUGGUCAGGCUCAGUUUCGUAUCACAGAAGCGAUACAAAGAUUACCAAGAAAUUACCAAGAAAAUAAUAUAAAUUACAAAAGCAUGUAGGUUGUACCUAUGGAAGAAAUAGGAUUGGAUUCUGAACCUCAAGAUUUAAGCAUUCUCCAGUUGUCAUCAAACCAGCAAGACCAUCCAUCCGGCAAUGCAUGCCUGAGGGCCAAAGUGGACCGAGACUCCAAGCAGUGACAUGCCCACAAUAAGCAGGCCACAUAGACUAAUUACAGAGAGGUAAUUACAGAGGAUUUCAUCUCAUUUACCAAGAUAUUUAGAGGUACAGAGGUUGGAGACCAGAAGUUGGAAAGUAUGAGACCUUUGAGCAGGCUAAAGGCUGUCAAGUACUGCAUAUCACUGCCCAACGCAGACAUGAUUAGAGCUUCGUUUAACUACGAGGUGAAGCAAAUUCGGAUGGUGACAUCAGGAUCAGGGGACAACGGGAAGAACAUUCCAAACAUCCUCGCAAGAAU
Asparagus officinalis (garden asparagus) is the source of this 2519-nucleotide messenger RNA. RefSeq names its product pentatricopeptide repeat-containing protein At4g15720-like. Bases 1 to 1662 code for a protein of 553 amino acids. NCBI's taxonomy places the organism in Eukaryota, Viridiplantae, Streptophyta, Magnoliopsida, Asparagales, Asparagaceae. The transcript has 7 exons. Gene Ontology annotation, molecular function: RNA binding; protein binding. Gene Ontology annotation, biological process: RNA modification. The record is from RefSeq and is a predicted model, not a curated record.